UUUGUUGGUGUCUAUCUAGUGAAUAAUCCAUCUAUGCAAGUUGCUGUUUUAUGACAAAUAACCUCAAUGAAAAAUUAGAAGUGUCAUAAAUUUUAGGGCCGUCGACCGUGCCCGGACAUCCGUCAAAAUUUCUGGUGGAAAUAACUUUCAAAUUUAAAAUGAUUUUAUUUUUAUGACAAAACGUGACAUUGAAUUCAAUUUUUUUGACGUUAUCACUUUCAGAUGUCCUUGGCUAUCAUUUGAAAAUAAUCCGCAGUGCCAGUUCUCACAAUGAGAUUCAUGAACUCCUCAGCUAUCUAAUUUAAAUUAAAGAAUUGUCCCCUCCAGUGCUAUAAUUCAUAAUAAUUGUACUGCAUACUCUGCAAUUUUUCUGAUUUAACAGAACGUGCAUACACAUCGCCAUAUACAUUGUUUUAUUAGAGAAAGUAUCUGUGAUAUUUGCUACCUAAGAUGUCUUAUAUAAUAGAUGCAUUAGAACCAUAUACAGAUGUGGUAGCACAGGUAGCCAGUAUUGUCACCAUAGCUCAUAUGUUCACUGGAGUCUUACUAUGCAGGGAUAUUUAUAAUAAAAAGUCAACUCAAGGAACCCCUGCUAUGCCCUUUAUUGGUGGUAUUGCAAUGGGUGCUAUGGUAUUGAAGCAUGGCUUGAUCCUAAACGACACCGCUAUGCUGCAAGUGAACACUGUAGGUAUCAUACUGAAUUUGGCAUAUAUUGGUGUAUAUUACCAUUACUCUAAAGACAAGUACAAUGAAGUUCUCAGACCACUUGGAAUAGCUGUAGCUAUUGUUUCUGUGGUUAUUGGAUAUGCCCAUGUGGAGAGUGCUGAUAAAGUCGAGUUCAGAUAUGGAAUGGUCGUCACAAUACUCAUGCUAAUGUUGCUUGGAGCACCACUACUAGAUGUGAGAAACAUUAUCGAGAAAAAGGAUGCGUCGUCGAUUAUUUUUUCUCUAACUGUAAUGGCCGCACUAGUGACGUUUCUAUGGUUGUUGUAUGGUCUUGUCAUCAAGAAUGCAUUCAUCAUAUUCCAAAAUGGAGUCGGCUUCACGCUGUGUUCCAUCCAGCUGUUCCUACUGUUCCUUUAUGGAAAACCAGCAGGUCAGAAAAAACGAGCGAAAAGAUUAGCAAAAAAAGAGUGACCCAUAGGACAAUUUUCGGUUAUAUUACAAAUUGUAUUUAUUUGCUUCUUUUAAUUCCAGAUCAUUCCGAUUGAUCGAUUGUUGUACACGAAACAAGCAGUUGUUCAAGACAUGUGGCUGUUAACUUGUAAAGAUAUUUUUUAAGAAAUUUUUUAUAUUGUAAAAUAUACGAUUUGGUUGCC
This is a messenger RNA of Acanthoscelides obtectus, 1319 nucleotides long. The record is from the annotation of a GenBank genome assembly. Lineage: Eukaryota; Metazoa; Arthropoda; Insecta; Coleoptera; Chrysomelidae.